Nothobranchius furzeri (turquoise killifish) is the source of this 5873-nucleotide messenger RNA. It is a transcript of the gene sertad2b, whose product is annotated as SERTA domain containing 2b. The record is from RefSeq and is a predicted model, not a curated record. Gene Ontology annotation, molecular function: transcription regulator activity. Gene Ontology annotation, cellular component: nucleus. Lineage: Eukaryota; Metazoa; Chordata; Actinopteri; Cyprinodontiformes; Nothobranchiidae.
UAUAGCCAGUAUUGAAUUGAGUUGAAUGCUAUGUUAUUAAUGGAUGCUACUCAGGAUGUUUAUUCCCGUAAUUUCAGUUGCCUGAAUUUUUUUUUCACAGGCCUGAGUUGCUUUUGUUGUUGUUUUUUUUAAGAAAGGGGAUGUAACAUGUUGACCUAUUGUUCGCCCAGCCACUAGAUGGCGCUGUGUUGUGGCAAGUGAGGAUGGAACCAACAAGGAAGAAGUUGAAAGGUUGGAUGAGAAAAUAAAGUGGAAUUGGGAUAGAGUUCGGUGUGUGCGCAUUUAAUAAUAAGCUUGGUAUCCAGAGAGGAUGAUACAGUCAACUUUCCUCAUGGGGUCACACCCAUUAGGACAGUGACGUCAAACAGCUGCACCAGCUCAAUAAAACCACUAACAGGGUGAAAAAUAUAAAAUAAUGUUGACACAGAUGAGCUACAACUUCUGAAUCAAUUUUACAAAUAGCUUUAUUAAUUAUCUUCUGUUGAAAGAUCACUUUGAGUGAACGGUAUUGGUUGCUGUCACCCGUUGGGAUCGUUAAAGCAGCUCUCGGCUGGGCCCUAGUGUAAGUGGGUGGGCCCUGGCCCGGUAGGCUCACCCACACACACGCGGCUGCUGCGGCUCCCAGUGUUUUCUUUACUGUGGGAAACGGGUAAUAAUGGUUCUUUGAUGGGAAAAGAUUGCCGACCCCUGUUCUGCGUUGUAAUUUUAUGUCACAAAAAGUAAUCUUUGUGUUUAUUGUUGUUCAUUUUCACAAUUUUUAUGGUGUUUGCUGGUGAGAAGAAAAGGGAAAAGAAAGAAGAUUGUUAGAAAUCAGUUGCGGCAUGGUGUUUUCUUCCAGAAAAAACAAAAUAGUACCCUUCAUGAGCAGUUACAACCCCUUUGGAUCUGGGAAAGGAACCACUGGCUGAAAGUUAUGAGCCAACAUGGGAGAGGAAUUGUUUGAAUAAUUAGAGAAAGUAAUUGAAACUCCUGGACCAUUGUGAGCAACAAAGUUUUAUACAGAGUUAGAUAAGAGAUGUGUUUCUAGGACCCAUCUGGUACUUUAGAUCAUAAUGUUGCACAUUACAUAGAUCAUAUAUUGUACAUGUGUUGUAUAACUAAUACUGGUUAGUGACAAUGGCUUUUCGGGUAAUAGUCGUUACAGGUGUGGAUUCACGCCAAAAGAACUGCGGAGGGUGCGUGACUGCUCCGCUGUGUGCUUCGCACGCGCAGUGUGGGCGGAAACGACUGACUCAGUUGUGAGUCACCGCACGACUGGUCUGUCACACUGCUAAUGCCUUCAAGGAUAGUGGGAAUUUCUUCUUCCGUGUAAAGGUGCUCUGGUUCUUUUGGGGUGAGCAUAGUGUUCCAUUUGCGUGAGCAGCGGGAAAGUUAUAAAACACGCAGAUUGAUGCGGAGAAGAAAAUCAACCACAAGCAAGUCCAAGGAUGUCUAAAUCAUAAAUCAUUUAAUUUUAUAUUAAUAAUCACAGGGCAGCUAGCGACGGUGGCCAAAGAGUUAGGAGUUCGCCCUGUAAUGGUGGGUUGGAGGUUCGAUCUCAGGCUCGUCCGCGUCUGGGCAGGACCCUCGCCUCCGCCCGUCGGUGGUGGUGAUCGGAGGCGUACAUGAUUCAUUACGAUAGUAGGAGGGACCGAUGGUGCCGAUUCCUACUCGUCUGCGGACACAUGAACGCAGCAUGCAGGCGGCUGACGGGACAUGGGAGAGUGGCUCUGAGACGCUGGAGCCGCCGGAUCGGGACCGAACUUAGGCCUUUAUCCUCCCAGCAGAAUCUUCAGACCACCGGAGUCGGUCGCUUCACGUCGGUCCACAUCAGCACCGUGCUGGACGGGUCCGCCACAGAGGAUAUAUGUUUAGUAAAGGUGCAAAGCGGAAGCUGGACAAUGAUGAAGAGGAGCUGGAAGGCAAAGCGUUGGAGGCGUCGUUGGAUGGAGGCGGGGUAGGUGUGGGUCUGGCAGGCCGGUCUAAGGUGUCCUACACCCUGCAGAGACAGACCAUCUUUAACAUCUCUCUGAUGAAGCUCUACAGCCAGCGCCCGCUGGGAGAACCCCAGCUAGAGCGCCGUGUGCUGAUCAACAACAUGCUGAGGCGCAUCCAGGACGAGCUGAAGCAGGAGGGCUUGCUGCAGCCACUGCUGCUGCCACCUUCGCCGCCCCCCGACGACUCAAUGGAUGACGGCUUCCGGGAGGCGCCGCCAUCGUUUGGUGUUAUGUCUGCAGGUGUGUCUCAGCCUUCAGCCCUGGUGAUGCUGCCGAAUCCUUCACCGCCCUCACUGGUGCCUUCCCCCUGCCAGGCUUCACACACCAGCCCCCAUCAUCUGGAGGCCUGCCUCACACCAGCGUCUCUGCUGGAGGACAACUGUGUCCCCUCCCCUCUCACGUUCCCCCAUUCUCUGUCCCCAGUGAACCAGGCAUCCCUCAGGGGCUCUGUGCCUGAUAGCCCCACCCUCAGAGAUAUAGAGUUGGAUCCUUCCACAGCCAUAUCAAGGACAGCGGCAGCCAACACUACAACCAUCACUACCUCCCCCUCUCCAACCCAGUCAGCACCUGUCUCACCCACAGGCUCACCCAGAGACCUCAGGACUGUGGGUCCUAAGCCAGAGGCAGCCGCUGUACUUUUAGUGGAGGUGAGCUCUCCACCACACCCUCCAUCUUGUCUAGAGGACACUUCUCCUGCUGCUUUAUCCUCUCCUUCCACAAGCUUCCUCUCAGAAUUAGCGUUGGACGACGUCCUGUUUGCUGACAUCGACACAUCGAUGUAUGACUUUGACCCCUGCAUGACGGCGGGGGUGGUGGCAGCAGCGGGAGGCAGCCUUGCCAAGCUGCCACCAGUGGUGAAUGCAGACGACCUUCUCAAAUCGCUGAUGUUACCGUACAGUGGCUCCGCCCCCCAGGUUUCAACCAAUCAGCCUUUCAAAUUAGAUUUGACAGAACUGGACCACAUCAUGGAGGUCCUGGUAGGAUCGUGACUCAUGGACAUCUGAGACUUUUUAUCCCAGCAUUCAAAUGUGGGAUUUUUUUAUCUGCUUCCUCUUAUAAAUGAGAGAGAGGGAGAAGUUACAGGUGUGUUAGCGCAGUUGUUGCUAACCUGCCCAGACCAUCUCCUCACAUAGGAGAUAAAAUGUUCCUGUAAUUGUAAAAUGUGAGCUGAUGUCAGCUGGAACUACAAUGACAGCUAUUACACAACACUACACACACACACACACACACACACACACACACACACACACACACACACACUUGCACUUCUGUACUUGUGGGGCCUUUUUUUAAAAACUCUGUCUUUUAGUCUGAAAGGAAAACGUCUCUGCCUGUGCGUGCGUGUGUGUGUGUGCGUGCGCAACUCCACACCUGAGCUGAUACAGACGUAUGAAUCUGGCUUUAGAGAUGAACCGAUAUGGGUUCAACUGAAGCAAUAUGCUCUCUGAACCUAAUUAGGUUUAGAACUGAAACUUAAUUCUGAACACUGGUCAGUAUUAAAAUCAAACAACAUUUAACCAAAGUUAAUCAAACAAAUCAAUAUGCCGACCAAAUUAUCAAAUAUACAAAACACGUGAAUAAAAAUAAUCAGUUGACAAUUUUAUUUCAGAGUGUUUAUGAAGCUGGAAGGUUAAUAUGCAUUUAGAUAAAGGAAUCUCCUACCAUCUUUAUGCAGAUGACAUCCAACUGUACAUCUCCUCUAAGCCCCAUGAGAUGUCUAAGCUGCAGCUGUUACACACCUGCUUAGACUCCAUUAAAACCUGGAUGGUGGGAGCUUUCUACAGCUGAAUGAAGAUAAGACUGAGAUCCUCAUCUGUGCUCCAGACAAGCUGGUUCCCAAAGUCAGAGACUCUCUUGGUCAGCUUGCUUCUCACACCAACCUUCUGUCAGGAAUCUUGGUGUGACCACCUGUUGACUCUUCCUCACUAGCUUAUCUUCAUGCUGCUGCUUCUACCGAUUCAGUCCCGCAUUGCCUUGUCUUAUUAAUUUCUGUCUUCCUUCACAUUUUUUAUUAACAUUUUUCCAUUUUCUCUAUUUUUUUAGUGCAAUAUUUUUAAGUAAUGUUUUGUUUUUGUUAAAUGCCUCCUGAAUUUUAUCUUGAGAGGUGCAAUAUAAAAAUAGUUUCUUCUCCUUCUUUUUAAAUAAAAUAAAUACAACUUUAUAGUACAAAUAAAAAAAUACUGAAAAAUAUCCUAAUAAGUCAACAUUAAACUACAAAACUAAGUAUUGUUCUAAAACACAACAACAACAUUACAUGUUUUUAACAACCUCCUCCUUUCAUUUAUGUAUUGAUACAGCACCGUCCUACCGCCAGUGGCCAACAGUGCGCAACAGGAUAAAGGCCAAAAAUAACAGUCAAAGCAAAUAAACCCAGGAAAAUGAACCAACGGUGACGUGAACUAAACCUUUUGUGUUGUUCUGCCUUAGCAGCGGCAUUGUAGCAGCAAAGCCCUCGUUUCUGAGUCUGAAAAUCUAGAGCUCCUAUCUGGAUGUCCGAGGAUGUGCCUGUCUUUAAAUCAGCCUGAUAUAUUGAUCUAGUCCUAAGUAAAGUUAUGCAUCAUUGUGGAGAAAAUAUACCUCACAGGUACAGAAACACACACACACACACACUGUGUAAUUAUGACUUUUAGCAGCUGAGUGCCUUUAAAUGACCAUUUAUUUAGUUUCAGUUUUCAGUAAAGUCCUCUCACCCCUGCAACCUACGGGGCUAAAGUUCACCUUUAAUUCAUUACCUUGUAGUAAGACUGCUAAUAACUGAGGUUAUUUUACAUGAUCAAAUAAUAAUUAUUUAAUCUUUAUCCUAUUCUUCAUGCUUUGUUUUUGUCAUGAGGUAGACCAGGAAGAGGGUGGUGGGAGCUAGCGUAAGCUUAGCUUCAGAAACGUACUGCAUCAAGGCCCCUUCUCCUCCUCCCACCAGGCCUUACUCGUCUCCAUCCUGAUAGCUCUGCUGCUUUACUGGUUUACAUGUGAGAAGUCAGGAAUGGGGACUCCACCCUCCCUGAAGAUCACUGACCCAGAGAGGGGCUCCAGCACACAGUGGUGUGAUCUGCAGAUCCAGGUGAAACGGGGUCCUCUCUGUGUGGUUUGUGCCUAAAGAGGAGGGGGCGGGGCUGACACAGACCCAACCAAACCAGUUUUAACCUGAAGCUGCGGAUGACAGGACAGCAGGUUUCCUUCAGAUUUGUGCGUUUAAAGUGUAAGGAGCUCUUCUACGUGGAACCAUCCAUCAGACCCAUCUGAGCCACUGGAAUGAAACCAGUUCCAGCAGUUUGUGCUGGCCCCAACUCGUCACUCUCCUCCCAAUAUGUUGAACUGGAAUCAGACUCCAGCGUCAGGUUUCUACCUUCUCUUUGAAUGUUGGUUUGAUUUCCAUUUAGAUUAUUUAUUACUCCUUCAGUUUAUUUUUUUGUUUACUGUGUAAAUAUAUUUAUUUUUGAUGUGAACAAAAGGAUUAUAAAUGUGUACAGACUGUGUGUUGGGAAUGACUUCCAGGAAGGAAUGCAUUUGUGUGGAUCAUCCGGUGGGAGACUUGUUAUUGAUUUAUUUUCUGGGGUGGGAGCCAUUCAGUUUUAUAUAUUUUCUACGUAUUUGUUUUUGUUCCUCAGCUGAAAGCAAACUGUUGAUGCAGCAAUAUUUGUAAAAAUCCCGUCUUCAACGUUCAGAUGUCAAGAAUCCAAAGCCCGUAACGGACGCUUCAGCGCCCAGAGCAACGCUGCCAGCGGCACCACAUGGUCCGGAUGCUGCCUGAGCAGAAACAGCCUGAUGCUCCUUUUCCUGAGUCUGUAGAAACAGACUUUAGAGUGCCUUCUUCUAUGCAAUACAACACACACACACACACACACACACACACACACACACACACACACACACACACACACACACACACACACACACACA